Molecule: messenger RNA, 17850 nt
Organism: Porites evermanni
Lineage: Eukaryota; Metazoa; Cnidaria; Anthozoa; Scleractinia; Poritidae
Source: the annotation of a GenBank genome assembly
GACCACGGGUGCCGUACGCUUAUACGUUGUCGAAAAACAAGAGCAACUCAGACUUGCCAAGAAGUAGCCUCUUGCCGCGGCUCUCGAAUCGGAUGUUUCGCUUCUUCAAAAUGCGACUGGUCAUUAUUGCCGCCAUUCUAGCUGGAACUUACGGUAAGCCGAUUUGGUAUUUCUGCUUUAGGAAACUACAAUGAUUGUAACAAAAACCAAAAACUUUCCAAAGAUUUUACAACGAUCUAAGCGUGUUACAAAACAGCCUCUUGCCCGGAAUUUUCGCUUCUUCAAAAUGCGACUGGACUUUUUUUUACCGCCAUUCUCACUAAAACUGUAUGCAACUUACGGUAAACCGAUUUGGUAUUUCUGCUUUAAGAAAACUUCAACUGUAAAAAAACCGACAACUUUCAAAAGAUUUUAAAAGAUCUAAGCGUGUUACUAUGGUAUACUAGUUGACUUUUGACAGUAUCUCGCCGAGGCAUUACUUGCUGUCGUUACUUAGCUAAUCUGGCUAAUCUGAGCUGAAGAUUCCGUGAUAGAAUGGAAAGGUUGUGUAUGCUAAUACCAGUUCUAAAUCUCGUUUAAUUUAAAUAACCUUUAUGCUAUUUUCUUAUUAAUCUCUGCCCUUUAAUCAGGCGUUAAGUCUUACCGAAUUAUAGAAAGGAAACGAAGCCGAGACAGGAAAAGACUGCUUUCAAAACGGCACGAGGACCACCAUGCUUUCACGAAAAUGAAUAGUGAUAUCCGGUAUGUGGGUUCGAAGAGUGUGUUUUGCCUACAUUUUACCGGUUUAAAGGGCGUGCGAUCCCUUAAGAUUCUUGCAUCCAAAUUGGCGUGAUGUUCAAGUCGACAAACAAGCCAGAACUUAGAAUCAAAGUCAGCUAUAAACGUUCUUUUUUAAAAGUAAAUAAAUAAGUAAUUCGAAGGCGUAAAAACCAAUCAAGUGCAAUAUUAAAGAGCUAUGAAACUAGCAAUAUAUAUUUUCUUUAAAACAGCAAAAGAUGUCUUCCUUUUCCUAAUUGUAUUUUCUGAAAAUAAAAGUCUGUCCACCUCUGUUUUUCUUGACUUUCAACUGAGGAGUGUUUUCAGUGAUUUUCAGAAGCAACAGAUCAAACGGCCAAUUUCAAAACGCGGAGUAUAUCGAGCAGAGCAGAUAAAUGCAUGCAAAAUAUAUUGUUCAGAAUGAACUAAAGUUGUGUAAUCGCAGCUGAGCAUUUAACUUUUACAUUAAGACCAUUUACUUUUCCACCGCAAAAGCGAAAUAUUGCCAGAUGAAUUAUAAGAUGUGGGCUAAAAUUAUCUUUUAUUAUGAAAGGAAUUUGAAUCCCUUUUAAGAGAUAUUUGACCAGCAAUAUACCAAAAGCAAAGAUAUAAACUAAAAAUUCCAAGUAGUAUUGGCUUCUUGGGUUUCUUGAGCAAAAUAUAGCUCUCCACUCGAUAUUGAAGAAGAUAUUAAACGAAUUGAAACCUAGUUAAUUGAUAAGAAUAACUUAAAAACUUUUUGUAACAGUUUCGGAAUGCUGUAAUUGUAAGAGAACUACAGAGAAGAUAGACUGUUUAGAAACAGAGCCUUGUCGACAUCAAAAAUGAAAACUCGCAAAACUUGAAGUACAAAGUUUGACUUGUUACAUAUACUGUGAAAUGCGGUGAUUUCUAACUUCUGUAAAGAAAGUCAAGAGAGUGAUCUACAUGAAAACUUCUUUUCCUGUCCCCUUUAGGGCAAAUUCCUGAUAAUGGCGGCUUGGGACGAUCUGAACAUUUCAGUCCGGUUUCUGGCUAGUUAUGCCGGUUUGUUUAACCACAAAACUAUACGACAUUUCCUUAGCCUGGUGUUCAGUGUGCAAUGUUGUACUCAUAUGUUAUGAACUUCGCAAAAAGGAAACAAAAUCACCGGUUAACUGUUUUAAAGUUAUAUGUAAAAAGUACCGAUUACUCGAAUAAUCGCUUAUUUAAAGUGCACUAAGUAAUCGCUUAAGUUAAUUUUACUUUCGCGUUUUGGUCUCCAGUCCUACCCUUACAAAUAUUUGCUCUCUUUCGAUAAUUACAUAUAAAGCUGGAAAAUUUGUUUUGUUAAUUCAAACUCGAGAAGCGGAGAACAUUUGGUUGUUUAGCCAUCGUUCAUUUGUUUUAAACUGAUAUAACUUAUUUCACACAGCCUACUACAAAACCCAAGACAAAACUGAAUAGGUUUGACAGUCUCUCGAACCUUUCAGACACGCUUUUGAAUGGACAGGUCAUUUCAAUCGAAACGAGGCCACUCAAAAACUCAAUGUUUGCAAACAAAAAAGCCAUUACACCCUCUUCAGUUCUUAGUUUUCAAAAGUAUUUUUCUCUCAGUAAAGUUAAGUGAAGGGACGUGAAGCAUUGACGAAAACAAAUUAAAUAUUUUAGCCUUUGAUAUUUUUAAGCUUUUAGUUACUUCGAUGACAGUCCGCUCAAUUGUGACGACAAAAAAUAGGUUUUACUUUUGAUUCUGUGCGAACUGAACGACGAACUGAACGAAGAUCUAUACUGUUUAAUACAACAGUUGAAUUCCUUUCUGGAGAACCUUUGCUUUCGAUUCAGUACAAAAAAAGCAAAUCUGUUUUUUUUUUGUCAUUUUGACUAAGAGCGCCUUUGCGAAAUUGCAAACGUAAAAUAUCUGCUCUUCUAUUGAGAGUUUUCCAAGUAGAAGUAGAGACACAUUGUCUGCUAAUCUUGAUAGACAUAUCUUACGCCUUAAGAAACUAAAACAUCGGUUCUGUAAAAGGGGAAGUACUUAUAAUUCAAUUAUUACUUUUCUUCGCGCUGCCGAGCUUUCCAUUGAAAACGUUAUAUUACUUUGAAUUUCGUCUGAGUGAAGUAUACUUUUAAUACAAAACAUAAAGGAAAUUGAAGAUCAUCGCAAUAUAGGGAAGAUGCCAUAAUGAGCCUAAGAAAUAUGAAAUAUUACUCAACGGUGCUGAUAUGAGUUAGCAAAAAUAAUAUCCCUCACCGCAAAAUACGUAACAAAGCUUUAGCCUUUAAUAGCGGGUUACACAACAAUAGUCUAAAGUGGUACAUUGUCCAAAAAUCGCCCGCACUGAAACUGUUUUGAGCAUUUCCUUGAGAAGCAGAAUGGAUGAUAAUCAACAACUAUUUAUUCGUUCAAAAACACCCAAGACCAUACAUGUACGAUUUAUCUGUUCUGGUGGUAUGGCGACUAAAAUAAGGUCUGUUAUUGUGGCCGUCCUUUUGUGGCCGGCCUAAUUUGAGUAAGCUAGGAAGUUUAAUAACAGUAUCGGGCCUAAAAUUUGCGACUACGAUGACAAAACACAGCGAGUUCUUAGUUUUUUCAACACAACAGACAACCUGGAUGUGAAUAAGCACAAUUCCACAGGAUCUUUUACUAAAGGAAGGCUAAAACAAAUUGAUCGACAUUUUUAUCCCUUUAUCUGAAAAUUUCGAAGCACUCCCGAAUUUGUAAAUUCCUUUUGACGUUUUGAGAUUCCUUGCUGACAAUAAUUUUUGAGGAAAACUCUACACUCUCAAUGCAUCUUGUCAACAGAAAAGCUUAAGAGACCAAAAACUGACAAAGUUGUGAGCGACGUAUGUCUCUAUCGACUGUUGGCUCUGAUUCAGCGAAGUUUUAAUUAAAAAAUAUGACAUGUAAUUUAUUGACUAUGGCAGGUUAAGUGGUUGACCAUUUGUGGAAGUCGGGAAGCAGAGGUUUAGUCCGCGGAAAAAGGUUGUAGUAGCUAAGACGUGGCUUGGUUAGUAAACAGGAAACGGGCGUAUAAUUGUAACCAAAACAGUUGCAGUUUAUGUCUUAAUAUGGUAAGGUCUGAACUCAACUUGCCGUAUUGAGAUAUAAAAGAUUGAAUUGAAACAAGCAAAAAUUGUGUACAGUAUAUUAUGUUUGUAUUUUUAUACGCUCAAUCUACAAGAAAUUACGUCGAAAGUUCAUAUUGGUCAUAUCAUGGCAGUGGCAAACACUAGCUUGAAAAAGUUAAAAUAUCUGUGAGAGCAAAAUAGCCGGCAACUUGUUGCUAAAUCACUGUGUGAAAAUCAAAUGAGUAGUCUAAAUUUAAAAUAGGGAACAUUUAUCUCAAAGUUUUUCCCUUUUCCCAAAUAGUCUGAAGACACAACAUCGUCGGGGAGAUAAAAAUCUUUCGUCAAAAUAUAACUCAAAAGUUAAAACACUUUACCGUAAAAGAAUUAGGAAAACAACAACUCUGCAUUUUGGUACUACAACGUGAAAUUUGCGGAUUUAGGUUUCUGGGAAACUGCCCACCUACCCCUCCCCUAGGCCAUCAUUUUGACCUAAGUGAGAAAUAAUUGUUAAUGUUAGCAGAGGGGAGGAGUAGGUGGGUAGUUUCCUAGAAACCUAAAUUGAUCAAAAUUUGCUUCGGUCACGUUUAGAGGACGAAGCCUAUUUUUAGAAUUCAGCCCUUCAUAAUUCAACACCAAGAAAUUUCGGCUACGUACGACGAAAUGAGCGCGAAUUUGGAAUAAGAGCGUUUAAAAGAUCGGGAACGCCGUUGUCGUCCAUGUUUCUAUAGGCCGGACUUCAUGAAAGUAGGACGGCGACAGCGACGACAACGGGAACGGGAACGGCAACAGCACGCGCAGCACGCGCAGCACGCUUUUUUGUAAAUUUCGUCGCUCUCCUUGCACAACUACGACGUAAAAUGACUAAAUUCUAGGUUGACUUGAGAACGGGAAUGGCAAGGCGAUAAAUUUUACUACAUUUGUCUGAGAUCGGACGCGGUCACCUCUCUUCAGCUAGCUCCAACCUAAAUUUCCUUCUUUUAAGUGGGACGUGCAGCAAGGAGACCCAAGGUGUGACCUCCUUUAAUUAAAUGACGUUCUUUCAAGCAGACAUUAACCAUUCAGAAGUCGAGGACAGUUUCCAGCUGGCUUCUGAUUGGAUUAAAUCUGUAGGAAAGAAUAUGAAUAAACCAAAAGCGGACACACUUGGGCUCCUUGCUAUAAGACUUGAAAUAAAGUUGCGAAAGUGUCUGAAAGUACGCGAACUCUAUUUUCAGCUACGAUUUCAUUGGCGUCACCCUCGUGGGACCGUAAGGUCCCUAAUCUAUCAAUGUACAAGGUCCGAAGACUCAAUACUAAGGGGUAUAACUGACUGACAUGCACAUUUAGGAAAAAACACAAGAUAAUUACGAACAAACAGCACCAUGUGAAAGUACUGCUAAUAAAGUUAUAUUCAACAUGAGGUAUUUGUCCAUAGAUUGAAGAGUUAUAUCUGUAUUGUGGGUCUCUAUAAUUGACUUUAGAACAAAAAAUAAACAGAAACGAACACACCGUUACGUCACUUCAGUCGUUAGAGCGGAUAUCUUAAAUACCAGUCGCUAAACGAUCUUUGUUCUGAAAUUUUUUACCUAGAUAAUGCACCCCUAAUAAAUUAGGAAUUUAUCAACAGCAUGUCAGCACCACUAAGUAUUUCGAGUUAUCUUUUGAUCGAAAAAAGUUGAACAGUAUCUGAAGAAUUAACGCAGUUGGCCAAUAUUUCAUCCAUACUAAGGCUUUUAUCCAUUAAGGAUAGGCAGACUUACAUAUUAAGAACAGGAAAAAAGAUUUCGCUUCCAAACUAUUAAUAGCAUCUUAUAUAGUUUUGUCGCUUUUCUCGCUGAACUUCCUUUUUGAUGUCUUGGCACCCAACGUGAUCACUUGUUACAGUUAUAUUCUCAAGCUGUGAGGUUUCUAAUGAGCGGGAAACUUAUUGUUGUUAAUUUCCGCCCUUGAGAGAUCUUGUAAUUAUUGUUGUAAUUAAUGAUUAUCUUAAAUUGUUAGAAUUUCCGCUCUGAAAGUGCAGUCCGCCACCAACUGGGAAAGAGCCAAGAAUAGUGAAAAUGCACACUUGUGCAGCUCGCGCGUCUUCUAACCAAUCAGAAAGCAGAUGGCUCGUUUCAUCCAAUCACGUAGCGAUAUUUUGCGAUCUCUUCCGGAGCCUUAUUGAUGCUCGUUUGGUGAUUUGGUUUAGAUUGUACUACAGGAAAGAGCUCUAUUAAAAUUUCACUUAGUCUUUCUGAGAAAUAUUAAGACUUGAAAAGUUCGUUGAAGUUUAAACUGGUAGAAAUUUCGUUCGCAAAAGUAGGCAAUAAGAUAUUACUACUUAAUAUGCUGUACAAGGUUGUUUUAACUAUCUAUUUUAUAGAUGAAAUCAUACAGUGUGACCAUUCAAAUGAAAGCUACUGAGCAGUACUUUCCCGUGGUACUGUUUAUUAUGCUCUACAAGGUGGUUCUAACUUUUGAGUCUGUGGAUGAAAUCCUGUAGUGUAACCAUUCAAAUAAAAGCUACUGAGCUGUAAGUUACUGUAGUGCUGUUUAUGACGCUACACAAGCUGGUUCUUGCGUUGGAGUCUAAGGAUGAAAUCCCCACGCUGUGACUUUUCAUAUGAAAACGAUUUAAACACACAUUUUAGGCUCCUGCCGAUAAUUCUCAUGUGCAAAGCAGUUAGCUGUUUCUCAGCCAGUGGCCAAUACCCUAUGAAUUUUACACAAUAAUUUUUCUAUUCCAUAUUGACCUUCGUCCUUAUCGCACAUUUGCAGACAAAGUAAAUCUCAGCAUCUUUCUUCAAUCAGUGAUACAUCGCCCAAUACGAUUACGCUUUUUUUAACCAUUGAACUUGAAAGUGAUGUCCCCUAUUGGCCGCGGAUGAUUUUGUGAUGUUGGCUUCCGAAAGCAAAAGAGGCAAACGCAUGCAUAUUGUAAUUUGUUUAUCUUUAGUAAAAAAAUGAAGAAGGUUUCAAAGAAUUACAAUAGCAAAAAGCAGUUACUUUAACUGUCUCCGCUUCAAAUGGCCUUCUCUGCAGGUAGCCCAUGCUCGGUAUUAGAACGCCAAAGAGCACAAUACCGCAUGCUCGGGUAACGUUGCAUAAAGUGCGGAUAAUUAGAUUUGUGUGGGAAAAUUUACUGUAUGAUUCUCAGAACCUCUUUGGUUCAUUGCUGUUUUCCCAAACAGCGAGCGACAAAACGUGUAGAAUAGCCAAAGAAAACCCGCGCUAAAGUAAGUUAAGCUUAUGCAAGUUCCAUAUCGAUGCCUAUAUUUCAGCCUUUUUGAGAACAAUAGUGAACUUUCAUACAACCUUAUAAAUUGUACGUAUGCUACUUUUUCGACUUCUCUUCACCCUAUCCCUCACUAGAGAGCUUUUUCAAAGAUUAUUCAGCAACGAACGUAUCGAUGACCCAACCACAAGAGACUUAAAAAAAGUCUAAGUAUUGUUUUACUAAGAGCUCAAAUCCCGAGGUUGGGUUGCCUGUGACUUCUUCAUUCGUUUGUUAGUGCGCGCAAAACAUUUCCUGUCAUAUUGAGCCGAUGAGCUGACGAAAGCAAUAAGAAAUCGUCCCUGCAAUGCCUGCAUAAAGCUUCCAAGGUUAUCAAAUAUUAAUAUUGAUAGAAUCCAUUUUUAGAGUUAUCUUCAACUUGCCGCGUGUUGGUAAUACAAAUUGGAUAAGUUUAACGUUGUCUCACCUUAAGAAGCUGCCAAGUCAGUAACAAUUCAAGAGGAGGGGAAAAUGUCUAUAAAAACCAACAAGACCACUGCUAAAGGAGUUUUUUCCAUUAGUCUCACGCUAAAAACUAAAUUGUUGCCUUUCCUGCGUUGUACAAGGCAGUUCAAAAACUGUUCAAAGUUAAGAGUAUGUCGAUGAAAUCCUAUAGUUGGACCAUUCAAAUGGGGGUUAUAUACUAAGUAGUAUUUUCCUUUUGUACUGUUUCUUAGGCUGUUUAAAGUGAGGUGGUUCUACUUUAUUAUUUUUUGGAUGAAAUCCUAAAGUGUGACUCUUAGGUGAACGCUACCAAGUAUUAUUUUCCUGUGGUACUUUUUCUUAUCCUGUACAAGGUGGUUCUAACUUUUGAGUCUGUGGAUGAAAUCCUGCAGUGUGACCAUUCAAAUGAAAGCUACUAAGCAGUGCUUUCCUGUGGUACUGUUUCUUAUGCUGUACAAGGUGGUUCUAACUUUUGAGUCUGUGGACGAAAUACUAAAUUGUGAUCAUUUAAACGAAAGCUACUGAGGAGUACUUUCCUGUGGUACCACACAUUAACGUGAUUCGUUGUUUAACAAGAUGGUUUUAAAUGUGAGUUUGAGAUUGAAAGUACGGGAAUUCAAUCACAGAGGCAUGGCUGGUAAACCUUUAUUCAGUUUGGUGUUGUAUUGUAAUUUAUCUGUGGUGAUAAAUUAGGUUUGGGGUGCGGCUGUUUUUGUUUAGAGUUUAAACAAUUUAAUCACUACUUUUCUAGGUUUGGACGACUCUUUUACCAUCACCACCGAUGAGGACGAGCCUGUCACGUUCGACUUUUUAAAAUACUACAAAGCUUCAGACAAGCUCGCUCAUAAGGUUAUAAUUGAUGAACAACCUAAACAUGGAGCAUUUGCCUGCGCGCCAGAUGGGAACCUUAACAUUCAAAACGAAAUGUGUGAUGCCCAAGCGACGUACGUACCAAAUCAGGAUUUCUCGGGUGAGGACGUUUUCAUGUAUUCGUACCUCUACGAAAACCUUACGACAACAACCGAUGGUAAGCUCCAAGGUCGGAUCGUGGUCCGACCGAAGCCUGAUGUCAUUAUGGCGCAUUCCGAUGAAAUCACCAUGUCAGCUGAUGAUGGUCACGUGCAUAUCCCAGUGUUGAAGAAUGAUUACAGUAAAGAUAGGUCAGCGGUUUGUAUAGACACAGAGGAGAAGCCCUUCUCUGAGGGAAAUCAGGUAAUUAUUGAUUUUUAUUGAUUUUGUUGCACAUUUAGUGGUGCUAUCCUUUUUCUUUGUAGUAUAUCCAGCAAAGUUUAGGUCAGAAAACAUUUCCAAUGAUAUAACUGCUUUCAUAUAUUCCCUGUGAUGUUGUCGGCAGAAUUGGGGGUUAACUUAGGAAUAACUCCGGUCUACAUGGGAUAUUUUGGUGAUACUUCAGCUUAACUUAAAGUCUUUGAAAUACUCUCUGUCAGCAUCCAGGAGGACACUAAACACUUAAUAACUGUUCCCGAGGGAAACAGUUAACUUUGUUUAACGAGAAUCUCAAUGUUUCCCGAGGCGGAGCCGAGGGAAACAAAAUUAACUGUUUCCCGAGGGACCAGUGAUUUGUUAUGUAGCUGGAAAUUUCAUUGAACCUCGCUGUAACGGCGGUUGUCGGUCAACAUUCACGUGUCACAGUGCACUGUUACCCUCUGACGUCAUAGAUUUUGCAAUGUUGCCCGCUCAGAGAUUUUGGUGGGAAACAGUUUCAUUGUUAGAUGUCAUGUGACCUGGAAUUAACCAAUGAGAGCGAGCGCUGUUGGGAAAAAAAUUUCAGCUAUUUAACAAAAGUAUAUAUUGAGUGAAAAACACGUCCAACGUAAUGGGGACCCCUGUUAGUGUUCUCUCUCUAGUAAUAGAGACCUUUAGAUUCUAAGACAAGGAAAACUACGAGGACGAGAUAUUCUCAAUACUAAGUAGUGCACACGGGUGAACCAGCGUCAUUUUGGCGGGAAAACGUGAUAGCCGUCGUCACUCUACAAUGGGUUUCAGCGAGAAUGUGGUAGUAGUGGGAACAAGUUAUUAAAUGUUAGAGGUUUUAUCAUUUUGUGCUCGGGAGAGGGCGUAACCUCCUUCAUGACAAAUAACCUUGCUAACUUUCCUAGUGAAAAAACGUACUAGGAAGCUUUCAGGGAUGACAAUUCUUUGAGAAUACUCAAAAAAAUAUAUAAAUAAACAAUUAAAGUGAAAUCUCGUUCUGGAAUCGCUAAAGGUCUUUGACGAGCCAAAAAGGGGCCCAUUCAUGUACAACCUUUUUUUUUUUUCGACCUCAUGUAUUUUAAGCAGGACAUUUACAUAAGCCACUGUUUACUUUUACCAUAUUACAGGUGAGGUUUGAAGACAUAGCUGAAAAGCUUGGCAUGACAGCGAUCCAACAGAAACCACCUAAGGCUCCAGAAUGCCUGUUUGAUCAGUAUGAUCCAAACCUGAAAAUCUGGAUUCCCGGAUCAUUCUGUAUUGUGGAGCUCAGCUCGGGCGCGGCAGCAACCGCUGACUACGACGGUGACGGGCUCACAGAUAUUUACUACGCUCGUGCAGAUGGCCCUGAUCAGCUAUGGCGUAACCUUGGUAACGGGACUUUCAAAGACUUCACCGCCGAGGCAAAUUUGAGCUCUACCGCUUUUCACCGCUCAUCAGCAGUUGCGUGGGUAGACAUCGACAACGACGGUGAUUUGGACUUGUAUAUAGGUACUAUGGCCGAGAGCAGAUUUUAUCUGUACGUAAACGAUGGCAUGGGCCAUUAUACAGAGGAAGCCGAAGAGAGGGGCCUUGCACUACAUCCUACGAUAGCACCCUAUAAAACAAGUACCAUGACCAUUGCCGUUGGGGACUAUGACAAAGACGGAUGGCUGGAUCUUUACACCACCGAAUGGUUACCUCAUCUUGAUCUCAGCUUCGACUACAACAACGCCUCGCACUCACUUUCCCGCCUUCUUAGAAACCUGGGCGCGCAAGGAAAGCCGGGACACUUCGAAGAUGUAACUGCACGCGCUGGACUGGGGAAGACCAAGGAACCAACCGUGGCGGCGGACAAGUUUGGUGGAGUUGAUGUGAGGUAUUAUGGUGUAAUGAACACAGGCUUGCUCAAGGAUAUCAUUCCAGGACCCUUUAAGUUGGCUGCCAUGUUCACUGAUUUGGACAACGAUGGUAAGCGAUUCGGGGAGUCUUUAACUUUUAGAGUCAAUUGUACGGAUAUAUAAAAUGGAACCAUUAUUUAAUACCCGUUCCCUCGCCCCCGCCCCUCGGUUGAGGACUAACGGAGUUCUUCAGGGUUAGGUGAUAGAAAUUGAGAAUUUCUUUAGGGGGAAGAGUGAAAAAAAUGGAAAUUCUUUAGAGGUGAAGCUUUAAUUUACAGGAAAUUUUUCCGGGGUAGACCCAUAUUCUUCAGGUGGUAGACCUAUAUUCUUCUGGGAUAGACGCAUAUUUGAUGGAAGUCUUCAGGGGUGAAUGCAAUUUUAUUUAAUCCUCAGGGGUAAGAAGAAAAGGCAAGUUCUCAAUGAGAGGACAGAGGCGGAUCCAGGAUUUUUUUUAGGAGGGGGUGCACUCGUCUCUUGCUCUACUUCAACACCAAUAAACCACAGUUUUGUUUUUUGCAGAAUACCAGUUGUAUUAGAAAACCGCAGGUCAUCGCAGGGAAGGGGGGGGGGGGUGCGCACCCCCUGCACCCUCCCCCUAGAUCCGCCCCUGGAGGAUACGGAUAUUAAAUGCUAUAGCCCUUUAGGGCAGAGCUUCUGAAUGGCGCUUGAUUUGUUUUCACUAAUUGCAAAGUUAAAAUUUAGUCACCAUAAAAUAUUCUUGGCACUCUAUGCAUGGCUACGAAAUUGUUGUUUGUCAACGUCCUGACCUAAUUGAUUCCUUUUACGUGUUUUCGUUAAAUCGUUUUUAUUCCUUUCGACUUCGGUUUAUCAAAUUGGUCUCAAAAGCCAACUUAUCGAUUCUAACGGCAGGGAAAAACAAUAACGCAAAAGUGCCGUUGAUAAUCUGUGUAAAGACUUUCCGUUUCAACCCUCCUAAGUGCUGAACAGUUUGACUGGAUGGGUGGGGUGCGGGAGAAACUACCAUGUGAAAGAGCAGAGGAUGCUAGUGGGAAAAUUGAAGUUAAACACCACUGCCGGAGAACAAUCGGUACUCAGCUCAAGCUUUUUUUUUACCCCUAAAAGAUAUUAUUUAUUGUCUCAACAGGUUACCAAGACAUAAUAGUUGCAGGAGACUUCAGAACAAGCGCUAUUUACUGGAACAAUGGAGAUGGCACCUUUACAGAGGGGACUGAGGAAAGCGGCGUGGGAACGGACGAAAAUGGUAUGGGUUCGACUGUGGGUGAUUAUGACCUGGACGGGCGGUUGGACUGGUUUGUGGGCAGCAUUUACAUGUCACAGGAACAGAUGGAGCCAUUCAGGGAAGUGUACCUCGGCGGGGGAUUCAUAUUUGGCAAUACUGGGAACAGGCUUUUCAGGUUUGUAGUUGCGCCGACCAAUCACAACAGUCACAAACAAUCCUACUAGCCACUCACAACACAAGGCAAACAUAAGAAGGGUCUUUAAGUGCGGGUAAAGGCGUGUGAAUGGGUGAACUCUGAUUGAUUAACAAAAUAGCGCGAAAGCUGUUUAGUCAAUCCUUUCACAGAGUAACAAUCAAUUAAGAAUGCUCUUAAAUCAACACACUACGACCUACUAAACUAAACAGUUACGACAAUGAACAGAGAUAUGGAAAAACCAUACUGACGAUGACGUCAACGGUUUUUUUCCGGUGGUCGACUUAUUACAGUACAAAAACAUGUCUGUAAACAGUGUGUUUCUCCAAGAAAAGUUACCGUAUCAAAGUAAGAAUCGAUCAAUUCUGUAAAACCAGCGUCAUAUUGGUUUAUCAGGCAAAAUUCUAACAAAAAAUUCCAAUCAACUGCGUUUAGAAAAGAUAGUCGGUCAUUAAGAAGAGAGAAAAUAACCCCUAGCAUUUCGUAAGAGUCAUUAACCCUUCAAGUCCCAAUAGUGACCAACAGCAAUUUUCUCCUAACAAUGUCCAUACAUUGUCAAGAGAUAAGGUUGUAAGAAUAUAAAAAAUGAUCACGAAAGAGAAAAUGCCUUGAUGUUUUAUUAAAUUCUCUCAACUAAUUCCAUAAAGAAAUGUAUGGAGAUCAGUUUGGAGAAUUUGUAUGUGGAUACUGGGGCUUAAUUAAGUUGUGUACAUUAGUUAUCAGUUGUACCCUAUCUAAAGCGAUGAAUUCCACUGAAACAAGGUUAUUGCUUUCACAGGAAUGAAGGUGGUCGUAAAUUUUCAGAUCAGACCGACUCGGCCGGGGUAAGGUUCGGUAAUUGGGCCUGGGGAGCAGCGUUAUUCGACUACGACAACGAUGGAGACCUGGAUCUAGUUCACACCAACGGUUUUGAUGACCCGGAUGUUACUGACACUGAUUUCCUGCACCACACUCCCACGCGUCUCUAUGACAACAUGUUUUUCGAGGACGAUAACGGUACAGCUCGAUUUGAGGAAACAGGGUUUAACAAAGGCAUCACCGACGUGUUUGACGGUCGCGGCGUUAUCAUCUUCGACUAUGAGGAAGAUGGCGACUUGGAUGUUUUCAUCGCCAAUAAUGCUAACCGUCCUGUGUUGUAUCGCAACAUCGGCAAAAACAAAAACGACUAUGUUCGAGUGAAAGUUCUUGAAGCCAACUGCGACAGAGAAAGCGUUGGAGCUCUUGUCUUUCUGUAUUCGCCGCGCCUGGAGAAAGAAAUCAUACGGGCAGUUGGAAGCGCAACCGGGUUCUCGGCACAGGGUGAGUACGUGGCGCACUUCGGGUUGGGUUCGGAAACCGAAGAUACUUUCCGAGUCCGUGUCUACUGGCCAGUAACCAACAACACUCGAAUCAUUUACAAUGUGCCUCGGCGAUCAUCAAUAACAGUUCGGGACAUUUGGGGACAUAGGAGUGCUGUUGAAGAGACCAAGUCUCCAAGCGAGUCAGUUCCAAGCUGCUCCCGGUUGCUAGUGAAGGAGGUGACCAGGGCUCCAGCGCAUGGUCACGUGGUGGUAGGACCCAAGCACGUGAGUUAUUAUCCUGAUGCAGAUUUUCACGGUGAAGACAGCUUCAAUUAUGCUGUGGGCGACGGAGUGAGUUCAGCUAUUGCUACUGUCAACAUUAAGGUAUGAAAAAUUAUGAAAGUUGUCUUCUCCAAUUCCAGUUCACUUAAUGAUUCACAAAGGGAGAAUAAAGUAGGUUUAAUUAUUUAAACUCUCUAUCCGAUAUCCUUUCGCUGGAUAAAGAGCAGGAAACGGCCAUGGAAGGCGUGAAUGAAUCCUUAAAAAUAAAAAUUAAUGUUAGGUAGGUAGGUAAGCAAUAAUUAAUAUAUUUAAAAAUUUCAGGUCAAAGGAGAAACAAGCUAGCCCCAACAACACUCAGCUGGUUUCCAUGGAGGGCGUGUCUACACAUAAAAGCCACAUAGAUAUAUUUUCUAAGGGGAUGGGUUAGAAAGGGGUUGCACAUAUCCUCGGCUGCCUAUUCGCAACAAAAGCACAUUGCAUAAAGUACAUUCAAUGAAUUAAAUGUAUUUCAAAUAUGCAUUUCAGGUCAACAAAGUCGACAGACCCCUGCCUUCCCCUGAACAGUUAUCAGAGAAGUUUGCGCGCUUGGAUGCCGUUAACAACAACCCCCUCCACCCUGAGUGGGGCAAGCCACUUAUGCCUCUACUGCGCCUGCUCCCUCCAGCAUACGAUGAUGGCUUUGACGCGCCCGCAGGAUCCAACAGAUCAAGUCCACGGCUUAUUUCCAAUGUUGUUUGUGAUCAGCGAAUGGAUGUCUUCAGCAAAGUCGGCUUGAACGACUUCCACAUGCACUUCGGCCAAAUGUUGGCCCAUGAUACGGACUUUGCAACACCGUACGCAAAUUUCCUUACCACUGAUAACCUAGGUAUCCCUAUUCCGGAGGGAGACCCGUGGUUUGACCCGCACGGCUCGGGUAAAGAAAUCAUGCGAUUCAGACGAUCUGGAAUCAUUCAGACCAGCGGAAAACUCCACGGAAGACCACGCGAACAGGUAAUUCUUACUACAAAAUGACCUUUUUUGUCAAAUAAUAUACAGGGUCGCGUUAUUUUCUCUAAGGACUUGGGCUACUCGUUUUAGGUCUACCAACACGUAGAAAGGGUAAGAAACCACGUAACUGGUUAAAUAAAACACUUAAGUUAAGCAGAAGAACACAAUUAAAGCAAAGUGAAGAGCUCAACUUGAGCCCGCUUAAACGAAUACCACAGUCACAGCUCUGGCAAAUCACAAAGCAAAAAAAAUGAUAACCAGUGUACCAAUUACAUUACGAAGCAAGUCCACGUAGCGGAGCUUAAAGCAGCAAGAAAGGGGCAAAUGGGCAAGUCAUGAUUGGUUAAGUGUUUUGUUCUUAGUUCUGAUUGGCUGAAAAAAAAACCCAGGAUUUUUCAUGGAAUCACAAGGUAAACUAAAACACCCAUAGAAGUAAACGGACGUAGAUCACAGCUAGCAUGGAUUUACAGUGAAUGGUAAACUACCCUAACUACAAACGGGGUUUGACCGUUAGGAGGUCUAACGUCUAUGCCACGCUGAUGAGCCCCAAUAAAGGCGAAAAGAGCUGUUGAUGGCUGCCACUGCCCGGGCGAUAUGGCUGAGCGAAUGCGUGACGUAACUGCUGUUAAGUUUCUUACGCUAACUAGAAGGUUUUUUGUUUCUUAGGUGAACAAGGUGACAGCCUUUAUUGAUUUGUCAUUGGUAUACGGUUGUGAUGAAUGUCGAGCCUUGGCUUUACGAACCAUGGAAAAAGGCAAACUGAAACACCAGUCAAGCGACAUCCUUGACUUCAACACCAAAGAGGUCACCAACCUUAACCUCCUCAACGGACCACGUGACAAAAUGCUGGUGUCAGGUGACAACCGAGUCAACGUGCAACCUGGCCUCAUUGCUCUGCACACCCUGUGGUCACGUGAACACAACCGCAUCUGUGACGAGCUCCUGCAGCAGCCUGGAAACGAGAACAUGGACGACGAGACAUUGUUCAACCACGCGCGGACUUUGGCCCGUGCUAAAUGGCAGAGGAUAGUCUGGAACGAGUUCUUGCCCACAGUUAUCGGGCGGGCGGAAUAUGAGAAGCUCGGGGAAUAUAAGGGCUACAACUCAUCUAUCGAGGUCGGCAUCUUUAACGAAUUUGGGACAGCGGCGUUCAGGUUUGGCCAUAGUCAAGUGGGUAAUAUCAUGCCACGAUUGGACGAGAACUGGACCAUGAUCGGUAACGGACAUUUGUCCUUGCGUGACGCAUACUUCAGCCCAGGCCGCGUGAUUCGUGAGGGAGGCAUAGAGCCGCUGAUCAGAGGUAUGAUGGUACAGAAGGCCCAGGAAGUUGAUCUGAAGUUUUCGGACUCAGUGCGUAACUUUCUGUUUGGAACUAACACGAUGGGGCUCGACUUGGUUGCCAUUAACAUCCAAAGAGGCAGAGACCACGGUCUGCCGGAUUAUAACACCGUGCGGGAAGGAGUAGGCUUGCCCAAACGCAAAUCAUUCGCUGAAAUAACUCCUGACAAGAUGAUGCAAGAGAAGCUCCAAAGCGUAUACUCGAGCGUUGAUGAUGUUGACCUAUGGAUCGGCGGUCUCGCCGAGCCACAUGUUGAUGGGGGAUGUGUCGGGGAAACCUUCGCUCGCAUCAUCGCUCUUCAGUAUCGUGUUUUGCGAGACGGAGAUCGGUUCUGGUACGAAAACACAGACACCGCCUUGUACCAGUUGAAGGACAGGCUCAAUUUACCGACUAAAGGUACCACCAUGGUAGACGUGCUUUAUAGGAACACUGGAAUAAAGUGGAAGAAAUCUCCUUUCUUUGUUAGAGAUAUAUAAAGUAAUCAGCAAAAAUCCUAGAUGAAAGCUGAAACUGUGCAAAACCAUCGAACUGAGUUUAUCACGAGGACAGUCAAUGCUAAUGGCGUGGUGAUCACAUGUGUUACACGAGCAAACGUGAUUCUUUUUAGGGACCUCAAAAACUAAGGCCAAAUUGCGGACUAUUUUUGUCAUCGAUUACCACUCUAUCGCUUGCAACCUAGUGAAAACUACUUUGUCGGCAUCGGAAGCAGGAGCGAAAAAAAAAAUCACUUUUGCACUUUUUGUAGCCGAUUUCGUUCUUCUGCUUCUCCUUGCGACUCCGAGAACCUAUAGUUUCACUACAGCAUAAGCGACGGAGUCAUAAGCCACAUAGAAACGCUGUUUUCACUAGAUCAUAAUGCUCUACACUUCUAAUAACGAUAACGACUCCGAUUCAAUCGCUGGUGACGACCAGCCUUAAUUUGCGUAUUUUAUAAUAUCGGGGAACCGAAGAUAAACGUUUAAAUUCAUAAGACGAGAUAACAAGCAAGCGCGAACAAAAGAAGUAAUAGAUCACUGUAGUAAACGUUAGUUUUCAUAGUUCUGCAAGAUAUGUAGCAACAGCACUUGGCAAAGAACUGGAAUUUUGCAAUCCAUACGAAAUCGAAGUUUCAUUCACAAUAUAGAUAGACAAGUUAGGUAAAUUUUAUAUUUGACAUUUAAGCCUUCGCUGGAAUUGUAAAAAAAAGGCGACGCACAGAGCAGAUUUUCUAGACGAACUAAUUUAUUGAUUAAAAGGAUCGUCAGAUGCACUUUUCCUUUCCGUUGAUUUAAGGGCUAAGAACUUAACGCUCAGUUCUUAAAAAGGGCAGGAAAACCAAGCGUACUCCGGUUUUCAUUUUGCUCCUGAUUGGUUGAAAAUACAGGACACCUGUUCUGAUUGGUUAGUGAAAGAGUCAGGUGGCAGUGCUCAAGACAAAACGCACUGAUCAUCCUUUUCACAGAAAACGGUCGAUGAAAGCGAGGCAUAAGUUUACAUAUUUUGUUCUGGUAUACAAUAAUCAAAGGGGUUUUAUAUAAACGUUCCCACCAUUGAAUAAAAUAAUAAAAAAUCUGGAAGGACAACAACUCAAAAAUUUUACUUCAGAAACGAAAAACUACAGUUUUCCUUCUUUCUCAAUAGGAGAAAAAGGGAGAAAACAUGUUUUCUACAUCCGUCGUCUUUUUUAAAGUUAUACUUUCAAAUAUUCUACGUAAUUUGAACUGUAAAUAGUCGUAUAUUAUUUAUUAAUCACAUCUAUCAAAUCUUAACCGAAUAGUAGACUUAUAACUUUUUUUGGAGGAUCUCAACCCUAACUUUAGGACAGCAAUAUAGUCCUUUUAAAAGUUGUCAUACUCAAGAGUAUCAAAAGCAUAUAAGUCGCUUAAGAUAUUGUAACACUAACCGAGAUUUCUUGGGAAAAACAAGUUUUUCAAGAAACAAAGAGUUUGAUUUUUUUGUAACUGUAAAAAACAAGAAUUAAAACUUGAGUACAAAAUGACUCGACUGAGGUCUCCAGCCAUUUGUUUGUUUCUUU